AUGGCUACUUCCCACCUGUCGGACAUGGCGUCCAUUCGGCGCUCUGUUUGGAAUUCGCGCGCUGCCCAUCCAAAGGUGGUCCAGAUGGAAUUGUUGGCACAUCAGCUGGCUUGCCAGGAUUAUAGCGUUGAUAUCCUUCGACAUCUUAUCGACAUUGAACAAGAGAGCCGUCCGUGCCUUGCGAGCUUUCAAGCUCAACCGGAAAUAAACACUCACAUGCGCUCCUUGAUCUUUGACUUCACCAUGUGUUGCCACACAAGGCUGGCCCUCUCGUCUUCCACCUUGUUUUUGUGUUUCAGCAUUAUUGAUCGCUACUGCAGCCGCAUCAUUGUGAAGAGCUCUACUUAUCAACUUGUCGCGCUUUGCAGUCUUUGGCUAGCAUCCAAGUACACCGAUAAAAAACCGCGGGUGCCGAGCUUGCGUGCCCUUCAAAGCCUGUGCUGUAACCAAUAUUCCCGCUCCCAAUUCCUCGAAAUGGAGCUUCACAUAUUAAAGGCCCUUAAUUGGACUCCAUGUAACGCCCCUUCUCAUGACGUUUUUGUUGAUAUCCUUUUGAAAAAUAAAAUCAGCUCCUUGAGCUAUAAGGGGCUGAAUAUCAACGACUUAAAAUAUGCUAGCUGCGUAUUAUGCGAGUUGGCUUGUUUCGACCAUGUUUUAGCUUUUGAUUGUAAUGCGAGUGCCGUGGCCCUUGCUGCUGUUACAGUUGCCACUCACGCCCUCAGGCUCUCUGUCGACAAUAAGUUCAUGCACUAUGGAGUCAUGCUCAAAGAUGCCAACUUACAGCGCGUUUGCGAUUUAAUUUUGAAAAGACUUCGCUCUCGUAGCUUCCCCUCAAGUUUCAAGUUAAAAUACUUGGGUCAAAACACUGUAGAAUCAAAUCCAAUUCUGAAGAGUUUGAUAGAGUAUGAUCUAAUGAUUGCUCAAACUCAAGCUCCGCCUAUCACAGUCAAUAGUACUUUGCUAUCGCCAGCGUCUCAACAAGGCGAAGGUAACUCUGUCAAUGUCAGCCCUGCCUUUGGCAACAAUAAGAAUGAGUAUCCUUCUAUGCAUCCAUUCAGAUCCCCACGCGGCCGUAUACCACCUACGCCCAGUACUCCGUUGUCCAUGGGAAUGAAGAUCAACGUCAAAGCUGGACCUGGAAUAGACACACCCCAAUCCGCAGCUUUGUCAGAAGAUCCAUCAAAGUACAUUGCAGACGGCUAUUCGUCUCAAUCUGUGAAGUCGAACAUUUCUCGGCCAGCUAUGGUCAAGAGAUCUGAGUCAAAACGGAAGUCCGCUUGUAUGGAUAUGGAUUACUUUGAAUUCACCGAAUUUCCCUGUAAAAGGUCAAGGUAA
Molecule: messenger RNA, 1335 nt
Organism: Lachancea dasiensis
Lineage: Eukaryota; Fungi; Ascomycota; Saccharomycetes; Saccharomycetales; Saccharomycetaceae
Source: the annotation of a GenBank genome assembly